This is a messenger RNA of Striga asiatica, 1140 nucleotides long. Lineage: Eukaryota; Viridiplantae; Streptophyta; Magnoliopsida; Lamiales; Orobanchaceae. The record is from the annotation of a GenBank genome assembly.
AAUAUUCUGAAACAAGCAAAGGAGACCCAAUUAAAUAUCGCUUGGCUUAAAAAAGAAUAUCGCUUGGCUUUCCAUGUUUCUCAAAUUUACCCCUCAAGUCUGAAGACAGAUUCUCAGUCACAUUCCUUUGAUGGAAGGAAGGACAACGGGCUGCUGAUAUUUUCUUCAGAUCCGAUCUGGUUUUUUUUUUUUCAUUUAUUUUUGUGCGCGUGAUUGUGUUUUUCCGUAUACUGUUACACUCAUCACAUCGAACGUCAACGUGAGGAAUGGGAAUAGUUUUCACGCGGCUGUUCUCGUCCCUGUUUGGAAACAAGGAAGCUCGGAUCCUCGUUCUAGGGCUUGACAAUGCCGGAAAAACCACCAUUCUUUAUCGACUCCAGAUGGGUGAAGUCGUCUCCACCAUUCCAACAAUCGGGUUCAAUGUUGAAACUGUCCAAUACAACAACAUAAAGUUUCAAGUUUGGGAUCUAGGUGGACAAACCAGUAUCCGGCCAUAUUGGAGAUGCUAUUUUCCCAAUACCCAGGCCAUAAUAUACGUUGUUGAUUCAAGUGAUACGGAUAGGCUGGUGAUUGCUAAAGAAGAGUUUCAUGCAAUUUUGGAGGAGGAGGAACUAAAAGGUGCUGUGGUUCUCUUAUUUGCUAACAAGCAGGACCUUCCUGGGGCACUUGAUGAUGCUUCAAUAACUGAGGCCUUAGAGUUGCACAAGAUUAAGAAUCGGCAAUGGUCUAUUUUUAAAACUUCUGCCAUAAAAGGAGAAGGCCUCUUUGAGGGCUUGGACUGGUUGAGUAAUACGCUUAAAUCUGGAGGUGGCUAAAUCUUCGUGCAUUACUCGAGAUGAUAAUUGUGAUUGUGUCAAAACAGAUAGUCGCGUCUAAAUUGCUGGCGCUGGUUUGUUUUCAGAUUUUAUAGUUGUUAUGGACACAAAUACAUAUUUUUUGAAACGCUUAUGAGCAUAUUUAGAUCAAAUUCUUUUUGGGUCCAUUCUAAAUUCCACGCUUUUUUUUUUUUCUUCUUUUCAUUUUCAUGAGUGUUCAGGGCUCUUAAAUUAUGAUGUCCCCCCAUCUUCCUUUUCAAUUUUAUUAGCGUGAUGGGUUCAAACUAUUGCACAAUUGCAAACUAUUAUAAUACGUAAAUCAUAU